AUGUUUCAGGUGAUUUCUCUAUUCCCUCGAAGAUAACUUGAACUUAUAAAUCUGAUCGAAUUUUGGCCUUUUUUGAAAUUUUUUUCGUUCUAACUACAAGUUAAUAUUUUGUAAAUAUUUUUGUGGAAACACAUGACUCUAUAAAUGACUUCAACAUCAGUGUUUCUGUAACUGUUUUUGUUUUGUUUUUUUACAUUGUGUUUGACUUUCGUCGAUAUUUAAAUUUUGAUGAUUUUUAGACGAUUGUGAAAAAUAUGACAAUUCAUCAUGAUCAGAACUCUCUCAACUAAAAUUGGUUACUCUGAUCAAGUGUUGAAUCGUUCUGUGAUCAUCUCAACCAAUGAUAAUAUUUACCGUAAUCUUGCCCUAGAGGAUUGGCUCUAUAACAAAUAUCCUGUUGUAAAUAAAUCAAAAACCUGGUAUCGUUUGUUGUUAUGGCAUAACAAACCUUGUAUUGUACUUGGUCGUCAUCAAAACCCUUGGAAUGAAGUCCACAUUAACCGUUGUCAAACACUUGGAAUACCUAUUGCAAGACGUAACAGUGGCGGAGGAACAGUUUUCCAUGAUUUAGGAAAUCUUAAUUUGUGUUUUCUCUCAGACAAAAAAUCUUACAAUCGAAAAAGAAACAACGAAUUGAUCAUCAGAACUUUAAAUAAAUAUUAUGGAGUCAAUUGUGAAAUAUCCAGCCGAGAAAAUUUAAUCACUAAAGAUGGUGGUUUCAAAGUUUCUGGAACAGCCUCAAAACUUAGCUCAUUAUCAGCAUAUCAUCAUUGCACUUUAAUGCUGAAUGUUGAUUUAACAUUAAUGGUUAAAGUAACUAAAACUGGUUGUCAUUUAUUCGAGAACAAAGCAACUCCAAGUGUACAUGCAUCCGUUGAAAAUUUGUGUUCAAUCUGUCCAAGUAUCAAUAUGAAUAAUUUUAUUUCUAAUAUAUCAUCAGAAUUUAUCAACGAAUUUGGAGAUAAUGGAAUCAUUGAAGUCGAUCCAGAUGACAGGAAAUUUAACGAUAUCGAUGCGAAAUAUGAUGAACUGACCAGCUGGAAAUGGAUAUUCGGUAAAACGCCAAAAUUCGAAAUUACUUAUGAAGAUUUCGGGAUAAAAUGCAAACUGGUCGUUAACUAUGGAUUAAUUGAGAAAGUUGAAACUUUGCCAUGUAUGGAUUUUUCGUUUCUCAAGGGUGUCAGAUUUGUUAGAGAAGACGUUAUAGCUGGUUUCAUUUGCAAUGAACAUGAAUUUGAUCAAGAUUAUUUGGUUGCUAGGUCAUUAAUAAUCAAAAUAAUUGAUCAAAUUUAUUCGUGAAAUGUAACUUUUUUAAUCUUUUAUAAAUUGUAAGAUAAAAGAAGCUUUUUGGAAAGAAGAGAAAAUGUUCAUUUUGAUCUUGUUAGCGAUUAUAAAAAAAUUAUCAGUUUACUUCAAGUUUCAAAUGUUUCCAUUUUUUAUCAUGCGAUUUGAUCGAGUUUUAAUUAGAAAGAAGGAAAAAAUUAGUGACUUUCGGUUGAAUAAAUUUUAAGCUGAAAGAUUUAAA
Molecule: messenger RNA, 1525 nt
Organism: Tetranychus urticae (two-spotted spider mite)
Lineage: Eukaryota; Metazoa; Arthropoda; Arachnida; Trombidiformes; Tetranychidae
Gene: Lipt1
Product: Lipoyltransferase 1
Biological process (GO): protein lipoylation
Cellular component (GO): mitochondrion; cytoplasm
Molecular function (GO): lipoyltransferase activity
Source: RefSeq, a predicted model, not a curated record